CCCACCCCCGGGGUGCCCGGGAGGGAGCUGCCCGGAGCGCGUAGGGCGCACGGACCGGGCACCCCUGGCCCAGCGGCGGCAGCACAGGCUCCCCCGCCCCCCGUCCCUCCCCCCGCGCCGCAGCUCCCUGCCGGGCCGGGCUGCCGGGGGCUCAGUGCAGCGCCGCCAGCUCCUCAUGCUGCUGCCAGCGGCAGGGACCAGCCUCUCCGCAGCCGGUUCCGUGCGCCCCGGGACGGCACCAUGAACAGCCUCCCCGCCGACAAGGAGAGCGGCCCGGCCGAGCCCAGCCUGCCCGAGGAGGAGGUCCGGACUCUCUUUGUGAGUGGCCUUCCCCUGGACAUCAAACCGCGGGAGCUCUACCUGCUCUUCAGACCCUUCAAGGGUUAUGAAGGCUCUCUUAUAAAACUCACCUCUAAACAGCCUGUAGGGUUUGUCAGCUUUGACAGUCGCUCAGAAGCAGAAGCUGCUAAGAAUGCGCUGAAUGGAAUUCGCUUUGACCCCGAAAUUCCACAAACGCUACGACUAGAAUUCGCCAAGGCAAACACCAAGAUGGCCAAGAGCAAGCUAGUGGGAACCCCGAACCCGAGCACUCCUCUCCCCAGCACUGUACCUCAGUUCAUUACCAGGGAGCAAUAUGAGCUCACAGUGCCUGCACUUUAUCCCAGUAGCCCUGAAGUGUGGGCGCCGUACCCUCUGUACCCAGCGGAGUUAGCACCUGCUCUACCUCCUGCUUUCACCUAUCCCGCUUCACUGCAUGCCCAGGUAAUUUAUACCAACCAGCCACAACUUCACUCACUCUACCACCAGUCCUUUCGAAGCUGGUCCCCCAGCGCACCCUGUCCAACUAACCCCUGUCCGGCUAACAGACACUCCUCCAGACGAUUAAUGAUCUCACCCCAAUCAAGCUGACACAUCCUCAGGGGACGAGUGGGGACAGGCUUCCCGAGGUGAUAGCACACACUGCCUGAUGUAUCCCAGACACCUCUCUCUUCCUUAAUCCUUUC
Molecule: messenger RNA, 1004 nt
Organism: Malaclemys terrapin pileata
Lineage: Eukaryota; Metazoa; Chordata; Testudines; Emydidae
Gene: RBPMS
Product: RNA binding protein, mRNA processing factor
Exons: 6
Coding region: 241-909 (222 amino acids)
Molecular function (GO): mRNA binding
Source: RefSeq, a predicted model, not a curated record